Sinocyclocheilus rhinocerous is the source of this 829-nucleotide messenger RNA. Its product is annotated as alpha-actinin-4-like. The transcript is spliced from 7 exons. Gene Ontology annotation, molecular function: protein binding. NCBI's taxonomy places the organism in Eukaryota, Metazoa, Chordata, Actinopteri, Cypriniformes, Cyprinidae. The coding region runs from base 1 to 699 and encodes 232 amino acids. The record is from RefSeq and is a predicted model, not a curated record.
AUGUAUUUCAAGCCUGUUAUAGAGACUUUCACGGCCUGGUGCAACUCUCAUCUGCGGAAGGCAGGAACGCAGAUCGAAAACAUUGAGGAGGAUUUCAGAGAUGGACUCAAACUCAUGCUGCUCUUAGAGGUCAUCUCAGGGGAGAGGUUACCAAAACCUGAAAGAGGAAAGAUGAGAGUUCACAAGAUCAACAACGUCAACAAAGCGCUGGACUUCAUCGCCAGCAAAGGAGUCAAACUGGUGUCUAUCGGUGCAGAAGAAAUCGUGGAUGGAAAUGCCAAGAUGACUCUGGGAAUGAUUUGGACCAUCAUCCUCCGCUUCGCCAUCCAGGACAUCUCAGUGGAGGAAACCUCCGCUAAAGAAGGAUUGUUGCUCUGGUGUCAGAGAAAGACGGCUCCUUACAAGAACGUCAACGUUCAGAACUUCCAUAUCAGCUGGAAGGAUGGUCUCGCCUUCAAUGCUCUGAUCCAUAGACACAGGCCGGAGCUCAUCGAUUAUGACAAGCUGAGAAAGGACGACCCAGUGACCAAUCUGAAUAAUGCUUUCGAAGUGGCAGAACGAUACCUUGACAUCCCCAAGAUGUUGGAUGCAGAGGGUAUGAACUCUUCUCUCGUUUUCUGCGUCCAUCGCUAUCUGUGUCUGCAUAUGAAGUUAGUUGGCUGUGCGAUGAUGUUUGUGAGUGGGAGAGAGAGUGAAUGAGUUGCUCUAUUAAAGUGUGUGUGUUUUGUGUAUGUCCGCACAUGCCCUGUAUUUCCAGAAGUUGUUCCUGCUCUCCGACACAGACAGUGCAAACACCCACACUUAAUGUCUUCCACCAACAUUGUGUCAC